Molecule: messenger RNA, 2428 nt
Organism: Mus musculus (house mouse)
Lineage: Eukaryota; Metazoa; Chordata; Mammalia; Rodentia; Muridae
Gene: Apol6
Product: apolipoprotein L 6
Exons: 5
Coding region: 299-1264 (321 amino acids)
Biological process (GO): lipoprotein metabolic process; lipid transport
Cellular component (GO): extracellular region
Molecular function (GO): lipid binding
Source: RefSeq, a predicted model, not a curated record
GAAGCCAGGCUGCAGCUUUAUGGAAUGAUUCGAGGUUAAGAUAAACCAGUUUCAUAAUUCCGUUCCCGCCUCCAAGAGCCACCACAUUCCAGCCAUUGGCCCAGUUGGUGAAUGUUCCCAUUCUGCCCUGAUACUGGUCACAGUGCCUGCUGGACUGAUUGGAGGACUCUUGGAGAGGGAGGACAGACAGGGCUUCUUCCCUGCCAACCACCCUAGCCGCUUGGACCUUGGAAGAGAGCACGGUAAUCCUUCCAGACAUCGCCGCAGCAAGUUAGAAGACAAGCUGCCUCAUAAGGACAUGGCUUUGGUGCAAACUCCAACCCCGAGCCAUCAGACAGAGGAGGACUAUGAGGCUGAUGCUGAGUUGCUAAGGGACAAGGAUGACAGUCCUCUGGAUGUUGAAGAUGAUGUUCUGUUUCUAAAACAGUUCCCGAGCUGGAGAAAGAAGGAGAAGAAGCGCAUUAGAACGCUCUAUGCUAUCGCAGACCACAUUGACGAAAGCCACCAAAAAGCUACCAAGAUCAAAGUGGUGACUACCUCUGCAUCAGUCGCCUCUGGAGUCCUGAGUCUCCUGGGUUUGGCCCUGGCUACAACAACUGCAGGGGGAAGCCUGGUCCUCACUGCUGUUGGGCAUGGUUUGGGGGCAGUUGCCGGGGUCACCGAGAUCGUGACCAAUGUGAGGAAAAACUCUCGCAAUAAAAGAGCCCUUGCUCAGGUCAACAGCAUCAUGCCUAACAGCGACCAGGAGCUGGAGGGGGUCAAGGGAGAGAAGACGACCUUUGUCACAGCUGCCGGUGACCUUGUCUACAAAUGUGGGAACGCCUGGGAUAAUAUCAAAAAGCACCUCCGAGCCCUCCAGCUAACCAGAACCCAACCCCACGUCACCUCAGCUGCCAAAAAGCUCAUGACUGCGGGCCACGUAUCAGCUCGAAGUGGCAGGCAGGUACAAAAGGCCUUUGGGGGCACAGCCCUGGCAAUGACCAAAAAUGCUCUGAGGAUGGGACGUGCAGCUGCUGCCCUCUCCCUUGGCCAGGACAUAUAUACUCUCUGGGAGGACUGGAAGGAUCUGAAGGCGGCAAACCCAACAGAGCUUGCAGAAGAGUUAAGAGCACGGGCUGCAGAACGGGAGCGGGUGUUAGCUGAACACACCUGUCGCUACAGAAAGCUGCAGAGACUCAGCAAAGAGGCCGCAAGGUCCUCUUUGAAAGGAAACAAGGUGACUCAGCCUCCAUCCUCCUCGACUGAGAGAGCAAGACUCUGGUGAUGGUGACUGACAGAUGAAUAGGAGCCACGGAGACCUUGAGUCUUUGAGAUCAGUGAAGGAAGACCAGGGUGGGGGUGGAAGGCUGAUGGGGCAAUGCCUGUAACUCACAUACAGGGAGGUGCCAGGGAGUUCCCCAGGGUCUAAAAAGGGAGAGAGAGCCCUGUCAGCCCCACUCUUGAGCCUCCCUUCUUCUCCCCUCUGACCCAGCCAUCACCAGCACUCUCCUGGGAUCCCCCAUCACUCACUGUACAAGCCCCCUGCUAGGCUUUAGACUGACACCGCUUCCUGACAGCUUCCAUAGUAAUUAGCAAUGAUAAGCUAUGAGGGUCCCUCCCCCACCUCACCUCUUUCAGUGCUCUCAGUCUCUCAGGAAAGCGGGAACUGUUGUCUCAGAGCCAUGCUUGCACACAAAGGUUGUCACUGGAACCUGCUAGGCCAGAUUCCAGGGGAAGGAGGGAGAGAAGCCUGGGCUCACCCCUUCUGCCUCAAGUCCUGAGCUGAUUGACUGCCCUGUCUCCUGUCUUAAAAACCCUUUUGUGUGUCUCCAUUGCUGGUUUGAAAGUCACUCGUGGGUGCUAUAACACUUAAAAAGACAAAACAGAACUAACCCCCACACAGCCGGGGAAGGAAAGCCUAGGGAAGAAUUGCACAGGAGGUUUGGGACUGUGGCCCACCCACACAAGACUUCCUGCGUUCUUUCUUCUCAGGCUGUCCAGGUGCUGGCUGUCCACUGCUGUCAUCACCCAGGGACCCUCCGUCCUAGUGCACUGUAGAAUUGAGCCCCUUAUCUCUAACCCUUGAUAAUUCCUCAUUUGCUGGCUGAUCUGAAUGUCCCUCCCUGCUCUCUGUAGCUCCCAGGGCUUCCCACCCUCACCACAGCACGUGGAAUCUGUGGGCACAGAAGUACCUUGGGCUGAGGGGGACCAUUGAGCGCAUGAGGUCAUAAGUUCCUGUCUCCACCUCAGGGGCAGGUAGGCAGUACCCCUGCGGGCUCUGCAGUAUGAAAGGGGACUGGGUAGGAACUCAGGGUACCCUGAUUGGUCAGGAUGAACCCAGAGGGAGGAGAAAGAAGAAAGGGGGCUGUUUGUACUUCCCUCUCCAGAAUGUUGGGGUUGCGACUUUUCUGACCCUCACUGUAAUGAAAUAAACACUGGCAGAAGCUUA